Aphanomyces invadans is the source of this 141-nucleotide messenger RNA. RefSeq lists its product as hypothetical. The transcript has 2 exons. The coding region runs from base 1 to 141 and encodes 46 amino acids. NCBI's taxonomy places the organism in Eukaryota, Oomycota, Saprolegniomycetes, Saprolegniales, Verrucalvaceae. The record is from RefSeq and is a predicted model, not a curated record.
AUGGCAGAGCAGGACGUAGAUAUCUUGAAAGAUGUUAUCUCUAUUGGCCCCUACUGCGCGCCAUACGGCCAAAGCAACAGACGAUGGACGGAAGUCGCCGUUAACAUGCGACCGAUUUACGGCGAAAGCAUCAGUGCCUAA